AUGGCCGGUUCGAUCUCAACCUCGUUGCUCUUAUCAUCUCCGUCGAAUUCGAAAUCGGUUUCGAGCUCAAACUCAAAUUCUCUUUCUUUCCUUGCCAACUUAAAACCAUUCCGAUACUAUCCAUUUCAAUCACAGAGCCCAGAUCGGAUUUCAUCGAGAUCUCCGUUUCCCUCAAUCCGAUCGGGAAUCCGGGAGCUGCGAGAACGAAUCGACAGUGUGAAGAACACGCAGAAGAUAACAGAGGCGAUGAAACUCGUGGCGGCGGCUAGGGUUCGUCGAGCUCAAGAAGCAGUCAUCAGCUGUAGACCUUUCACCGAGACCUUAGUCGGGAUUCUCUACUCAAUCAACCAAUCCGCUCAAUUGGAAGACAUCGAUUUUCCUCUGAGCAAUGUUAGACCCGUGAAGAGAGUUGCUUUGGUUGUGGUAACCGGUGACAAAGGCCUAUGCGGUGGUUUCAACAACGCAGUGAUCAAAAAAGCUAAUUCACGAGUUCAAGAGCUGAAGCAGCGAGGAAUAGAGUGUGUUGUGAUAAGCGUAGGUAAGAAAGGGAAUGCGUAUUUUAGGAGGAGAGACGAUGUCGACGUGGAUAAAUGUAUCGAAGGAGGAGGAGUUUUCCCGACGGCGAAAGAAGCGCAAGUGAUCGCAGACGAUGUGUUUGCCUUGUUUGUGAGUGAAGAGGUGGAUAAAGUCGAGCUUGUUUACACAAAGUUUGUGUCUUUGGUGAAAUCCGAUCCUGUGAUCCACACUCUGUUGCCGUUGUCGAUGAAAGGAGAGUCUUGUGAUGUGAGAGGAGAGUGUGUUGAUGCGAUGGAGGAUGAGAUGUUCAGGCUGACGAGCAAAGACGGGAAGCUAGCUGUGGAAAGGACGAAGCUUGAAGUUGAGAAACCUGAGAUCUCGCCGUUGAUGCAGUUUGAGCAAGACCCUGUUCAGAUUCUUGAUGCGAUGAUGCCUCUGUAUUUGAACAGUCAGAUUCUGAGGGCAUUACAGGAGUCUUUGGCGAGCGAGCUCGCGUCGCGGAUGAGCGCGAUGAGUAGUGCUACUGAUAAUGCGGUUGAGUUGACGAAGAAUCUCAAGGUUGCUUACAAUCGGCAGAGACAGGCUAAGAUCACUGGGGAGUUGCUGGAGAUUGUGGCUGGAGCCGAGGCUCUUCGAGAUUCUUAG
Molecule: messenger RNA, 1161 nt
Organism: Microthlaspi erraticum
Lineage: Eukaryota; Viridiplantae; Streptophyta; Magnoliopsida; Brassicales; Brassicaceae
Source: the annotation of a GenBank genome assembly